CUCCCUGCACAUCAUCAUUAUCACACAUAAGCAUUUAACAAAGAAGAAACAUAUACUCUCUCUCUCUCUCUCAAUAACAAUUAUCCACCUUAAAACCUCAUUACAAACCUCGUUACAAAUUUCGUUUAAUUGAAUUGAUUACGUGAUGCAUUGCCAUCCCGCGCGCGGGAUCGGAAAGGGAUGAUUAUUCAGCGAGUUCCCGAGCACCUUUUUUUUUAAAUAUAAAAGAGUACUCUAGUUUCCCUUCGUUCUCAAAGCUCGUUUAUAUAACAACAAAGAAAAACAUGAGUGCUGCUGGUGAAGAUAUCAAGGCCCUUUUGCAAGAUUUGCUUGCCCAGGAAGAACGCUGCCAAUUCACAAAGUUCACCAGCGACGACGCGCUGAAGCUCGGUCUUCUUAUUCUGGAGAAUGCAAAGGCAUACACUCGUCCCAUUGUGCUUGACAUUAACCUGGCUGGUCAUCAGUUGUUCCAUUUCGCCAUGCAGGGUACUGGUCCCGAUAACAACGAAUGGGUUGCUCGGAAAAACAAAGCUGUGCUUCGAUUCAGACAUUCCAGCUAUUAUCUGGGCCGUUAUUGCGCAAGCCAGAACAAGACCCUUGAAGAAAAGUAUUAUGUGAGCGAAAAGGAAUAUGCUUGCCACGGCGGCUCGUUCCCGUUGAUCAUCAAGGAUGUGGGUGUUGUUGGCACCAUCACUGUCUCUGGCUUGGCCCAGCAGGACGAUCACGGUUUGGUAGUCAAGUCGAUUGAGCAAUUUCUAGGUCAAUAAAGAUUUCUUCAUUAGAGAGUGCUGAUAGUCUAGCAUACUAUGUGUAUUUGCUAUGUGAUUGUGUGUGUGUU
Molecule: messenger RNA, 838 nt
Organism: Zychaea mexicana
Lineage: Eukaryota; Fungi; Mucoromycota; Mucoromycetes; Mucorales; Lichtheimiaceae
Exons: 4
Coding region: 285-767 (160 amino acids)
Source: RefSeq, a predicted model, not a curated record